AUGUCUCUUGAUCUAAUUGGCGUUUUGAUCCUCAUUGUUUGUAUAAUUUGGUUGAUUCGUCAAGACGGAGCAUCCAUCGAACAAGUCAUCAACCACACAACAUCAUCCGUCUUCACCACAUUGAAGAACAAAAAGAAUUCAAAAGACUUUAAAACAACAGAUUCAAUAUUGUUGGAAUCCUCUUCUUCUUCUUCUCCGCAAGAUCUAAAAAGACCACGUACUUGUCUGUUGCAAUGUCACGACCAGACAGCCAUUCCGAAAGAACAUGUGUUUUAUGCCGAGUUGAAUGUCGAACCUUUUUUAGAUACAAAUGGUAAUGUGUGGAUUAGGACAUCUGUGGAAAGUAAAGAACAACCAACAGUAUCAACCACAACAGAAGAGAGAGUGAGAAAGGAUGAGGAGGCUUCAUGCAGUGAUGUGUUUUUAGUUCUAAAAAAGGAAAUUAUAGACAGUGUCAGACCUGUUAUUCCUUGUCCUUAUUUUGAUAUCAACAUUUCAUAUUAUGAUGAUGAAUGGAAACAUCAGUUGCUGGUCGUGAAUGAUCAUGGCGUUGAGAAGAUGUUUCGAACAAUCCUUCAACGUCAACGGCAUGAACUAUCAAGUCCCUCUCAUCUACGAAAAAUUUCACAACUACCACACGAAACAACGAAUCAGUUUGAUGAAGUUAUUGUUCACCGAUGCGAAAUCAUAGUCCAUAUUUUACCUUUACAUGAUUCCCGACCUUUCCUAAAUAUGGGAAAAAGAUAUAUGGAGAGUGGCAACUAUGAAAAGGCCAUUUUCUGUUUCACAAAAGCUAUCGAAAGAGACUUGAAAGAAGCUCAUCUCUACAGAGGGGAGUGUUACAUUGAUUCUAAAGAAAAAGAACUUGAAGGAAAUAUUUUAGAAGAUUUUACAAUAUUUAUUGAAUCAUGCUGUGAAAACUCGUCACAUGCUCAAUAUUUGGGAUAUUUGGUGAGAGGAAGUUUUCAUCACGAUAUGGGAAAUUAUCAUGCUGCUCUUGAAGACUUGAUCCAAGUCAUGAAUCAUGUCACCUAUUCCACAUGGGCUCAUUUACUCCUUGCUUUGUUAUUUAAGGAUAUGAGGCAGUAUGAAAAAUCCAUUCAAGAAAUUAGUUGUGUGAAUUGUCAGUUAGAUCCUGCUGUUGAAUUGAAGUCAUCUCUCGAAACGAAAGAUCAAGAGAAGAAUGAUGACACGACCACCAAAUGUUCUUCCAAUGCAGAAAGGCAGAAUUUUGAAACUCACCAUCAUGAAAAAUGUUCAGCCAGUAGCAGUGAAACAUUCCCAAAAGACACCUCUCGAAAAUCAUCAAAUUCACAUCGACCAUGUUAUCUUUCACAUGAUUUAUUUGUAUUUCCUUCUGUCAUUACCAAACUUGUGAGACGAGAUGGUGAGUUGGGAUUUGUAUUUUCCAAACUUUUAGCCAAAAGCAAACGAUUCGAUCAUCACCAAGCAACUUUUUCGUAUGUGAACCAAGAACAACCCAUAAAUGUAAAUUAA
Messenger RNA from Naegleria fowleri, 1497 nucleotides. RefSeq lists its product as uncharacterized. Gene Ontology annotation, molecular function: protein binding. The transcript has a single exon. The record is from RefSeq and is a predicted model, not a curated record. NCBI's taxonomy places the organism in Eukaryota, Heterolobosea, Eutetramitea, Acrasida, Naegleriidae. Bases 1 to 1497 code for a protein of 498 amino acids.